GAGAGAGAGAGAGAGAGAGAGGCUGAAGGCAUGUAGCAGCCCGAAACCGUGUUUUUGAAUCCGAAGGAACAAUUUCAACGAUGGCUACAUACAGUUUGUAGAGACAAAACCGCCGGCGUUAAUCGUUAUCCUCCUCCGUGAACUCGCCAUAGACAAGAAAGCCUGAAGAAAGUACAAGUGAGAUCCAUUAGAAAAAAAAGAAAAAAAGAAAAUCCAAAGUACCAUACUCACUGUUUUAAGAAGAUGUCUUUUCGUGGCCUGGCCCGUGACUUGAGGGACAGUAUCGGAAGCCUUUCAAGAAGGAGCUUUGACUUUAGGCUUCGUGGGAAGUCUCAUGUGGCUGUUUAUGAGUUGCACGAUCAUCAGCCCGAAGUCGUUCAGAGCAGUUGUUGGGCUGGGCUUCCGCUUGAGCUUCUUCGUGAUGUGAUCCAAAGGCUGGAAGAGAAUGAGAGCACUUGGCCCGCACGAAAGCACGUUGUUGCUUGUGCUGCAGUUUGCCGUUCGUGGAGAGAUAUGUGCAAGGAACUCGUUAGGUGUCCAGAGUUUUCAGGAAAAUUAACCUUCCCAAUAUCUCUCAAGCAGCCUGGAUAUCGAGAUGGGACUAUUCAGUGCUUCAUUAAGAGGAACAAGUCUAACUCGACCUACCAUCUGUUUCUUUGCCUUAGCCCUGUGUGUGGCGUUUUUCUCGCAGCUUUACUUAUGGAGAACGGUAAAUUUCUUCUCUCUGCCAAACGGAUUCGCAAGACCACUUGUACAGAAUAUGUGAUUUCAAUGGAUGCUGAUAACAUAUCACGGUCUAGUAGCAGUUACCUCGGAAAAGUGAGGUCGAAUUUCCUCGGAACAAAGUUCAUAAUCUACGACACGAACCCUCCGCCACCUAGCGCCGCCAGCUCAGCUCCGGGCCGCACGAGCCGCCGUUUCAACUCAAAGAGGGUCUCUCCGAAGCUUCCAGUUGGGAACUACGGCAUCGCCCAAGUGGCUUACGAGCUCAACGUGCUCGGCACGCGGGGCCCACGGCGCAUGCACUGUGUGAUGCGCUCGAUCCCAGCCUCAGCAGUCGAGCCCGGCGGGUCGGUUCCGGCCCGGCCCGAAAACCUCCUAAUGGGCCCACUGGACUCAGACUCCUCCUUCAGAAGCGUCUCCUUCAACAAGUCGGAGUUUGGAAGCGCUCGCUUUUCUGACAUGUCGGGCCCGCUCAAUGAUGAUGAGAACAAAAGUAAUUGUGGAGAGAGGCCUUUAGUGUUGAAGAACAAGCCGCCUAGGUGGCACGAGCAGCUGCAGUGCUGGUGCUUGAAUUUCCGGGGGAGAGUGACGGUGGCUUCCGUCAAGAAUUUCCAGCUCAUCGCCGCUGGUCCACCUGCACCAGCGCCGCCGCCACAGCAGCAGAACGGGCCCUCCUCUUCGUCGUCUUCUUCGGACCAUGAUAAGAUUAUACUGCAGUUCGGGAAGGUGGGUAAGGAUAUGUUCACGAUGGACUAUCGAUACCCGUUGUCUGCGUUUCAGGCUUUCGCUAUAUGUUUGAGCAGCUUUGAUACAAAACUGGCAUGUGAAUAGUAUGUAGAAGAAGCUGUGCUGUGGUGGUUUGGAGAUUUUAGAGUGUUUGUAUGGAAUACAGUGUGUAAUUUCACUGUUUGUGAUAUCUUUUUUUNCCCCUUCUUCCUUCUCAUUUUCUGUUAGUUAUUUGAUUUGUAACUGGCUGACUAAGAUGGUUCUGUUGUAGUUUGUUGUGAUACAAACAUUUUUCUUCUUAUUUUGGGAGUUGUGACAACAUGUUGAAAACCAUCUUUUAUGAGGUUCUCUCUUCUCUUAGGUUAUGACAGCUUAUCUUAAAUUAGAAUAACGCUUUGCCUAACUGUAGUCA
This is a messenger RNA of Striga asiatica, 1861 nucleotides long. The record is from the annotation of a GenBank genome assembly. Lineage: Eukaryota; Viridiplantae; Streptophyta; Magnoliopsida; Lamiales; Orobanchaceae.